Molecule: messenger RNA, 744 nt
Organism: Diabrotica virgifera virgifera (western corn rootworm)
Lineage: Eukaryota; Metazoa; Arthropoda; Insecta; Coleoptera; Chrysomelidae
Product: trichohyalin-like
Exons: 2
Coding region: 1-744 (247 amino acids)
Source: RefSeq, a predicted model, not a curated record
AUGAAGGAAGAUGAAGAAAAGCGUAGACAAGAAGAGAAAGAGGAAAAGGAGCAGCGUAGGGAGGUGAAGGAAAAGCGUAGACAAGAAGUCGAAGAGAUGCUUAGUGGUAAGUCGAAUAAAAUAGAUAUAUUAGAAGAAAAACAAAACUCUUUAGAUAAUAGAAAAGAACAACAACAAAAUUAUUUAGACAACAAAAUAGAGCAACAACAAAACUAUUUACACAGUAAAAUAGACCAACAACAAAAUCAUUUAGAAAAUAAAAUAAAACAGCAACAAAACGAUUUAAAGCAGCAACAAAACGAUUUAAAGCAGCAACAAAACGAUUUGAAAUAUAGUUUAGAAAAACAAAUAGUCGAGUUAGCAAACAAAAUUAAUAGCCAAGCUUCUUUAUCUCAUAUUGUUUCAGUUACUAAUGUCGAAUCCAAACAAACAGCCCUUUCAUCUUCCAUCGUUGAUCCAGGCACAAUUAGAAGUAGCAAAAUUUUAAAACCACCCACGUUCGAUGGCCAAACAGCGUGGGAAACUUAUCGUUUUCAAUUCAAAGCUGCAGCUAGAGCAAAUGGCUGGAAUGAAAACGAAAUGGCAGCUUCCUUGGUGGUGUCGCUUCGAGGACAAGCAGCGACUGUUUUGCAAUUUCUUCCCCAGGGUGCACCCAGUUAUACCUCUCUCGUACAAGCUUGCUUUAGAGACAAGAUAUGGCCAGCAACAUCUAAAACAGGUUUUCCAAAGUCAACUGAAAGUUAA